AAGCCCUCCGUCUCAGAGAUGCUGCCGCUGCUGCUGUCCCUGCUGUGGGCAGGGUCCCUGGCUUGGGAGAGCAGAUACCGGCUGGAAGUGCAGGAGUCCGUGACGGUGCAGGAGGGCCUGUGUGUCCGCGUGCCCUGCUCCUUCUACCUUCCCUGGGACACCAGGGACAACUCUGUCCCAGCUUUCAGCUACUGGUUCAAGGAAGGGGCCGAUGUGAAGCUGGAUGCCCCUGUGGCCACAAACAACUCAGGACGUGAAGUUCAGGAAGAGACCCAAGGCCGAUUCAACCUCCUAGGGGACCGUGGAAACAAUUGCUCCCUGGACAUCAGAGACGCCAGGAGGAGGGAUCAAGGUUCAUAUUUUUUUCGUGUGCAAAGAGGAACGACAUUAUGGAGUUAUAAGUCUAACAAGUUUUCCUUGCAUGUGACGGCCCUGAACCACACACCCCACAUCCUCAUUCCUGCGACGCUGGAGGCUGGACGCCCCGGGAACCUGACCUGCUCUGUGCCCUGGGCCUGUGAGCAGGGCGCGCCCCCCAUCUUCUCCUGGACGUCAGCCGCCCUCACCUCCCUGGGCCCCAGGACCCACCUGUCCUCAGUGCUCACCAUCACCCCACAGCCCCAGGACAAUGGCACCAAUGUCACCUGUCAGGUGAAGUUCCCUGCAAGCGGUGUGAUCGUGGAGAGGACCAUCCAGCUCAGCGUCACCUGUGCUCCACAGAGCCCAGCAAGAGGUGUGUGCUCAGGGGAUGGCACAGGGCAGUCGGGGCGCGUCGCAGCACAGGUGAUUCUGACGGCCAUCUGGGAAGCGGCUGUCAAGAUCCCGCUACUCUUCUUGGUCCUCAUCGGCCUCCUAGUGAUGUCCCGCAGGAGGAAGGCAGCCAGGCCUGCAGGGGGCGUUUCAGAUGCAAAACCAGGCCUGCAGGGGGCGCGUCUAUUGCAAACGCCAUUCCAGGUUACCCCUCUUGGGGAGUGA
Molecule: messenger RNA, 975 nt
Organism: Lagenorhynchus albirostris (white-beaked dolphin)
Lineage: Eukaryota; Metazoa; Chordata; Mammalia; Artiodactyla; Delphinidae
Product: myeloid cell surface antigen CD33-like
Exons: 6
Coding region: 19-975 (318 amino acids)
Biological process (GO): cell adhesion
Cellular component (GO): plasma membrane
Molecular function (GO): sialic acid binding
Source: RefSeq, a predicted model, not a curated record